AUGUAUAUACAACUUGGUAAUUUCCAACAAAUAGCUUUGGCGACAGAAAAUUAUGACUACCUGUGCUGCGUGGUAUGGUGCACUACGCAAACAGAAAAGAAAGAAAAUAAUAGAAAUGAACUACACUUUUCAUUCUGUUAUUCACAUCGUAGCGUGAGAAGUAAUCAAUCAAAAAUACAAAACUGUAUUAGACGACAUCGUGUUGAGUAUAAUGAUGCCAAUAGCGACGUUAAAUUUGUCUUAGAACGCUCACCAUUCGAUAAUGAUGACGACGAUGAUGAUAAUGAAAAAAUUACCGGUGUCAGCUCAAACCGUCUUACCAUCAUAGGACGAAUAUUUCCCAAUUCAGCCAUAUACAGAGAAGGUUCCUUUCGAAUAGAAAUAGCGCUGCCAGCAAUGUAUCCAUCAGACCCGCCUGAAAUACGCUUUCUUACUCCUAUUUAUCAUAUAAGUGUUACAGAUGAUGGUCGUCUGUCUUCGGAAACGGUGAAACGCGAUCUUCUAUGGAGUCCUAGACGUUCAUUAGUUGAAAUCAUCAGAGCUCUUGUCGAUUAUAUUGACCAUCCUAACCUUCAAUUUAUACUAAACCACGAAAUAGCUGGAGAAUUUAUGUACAAUCGAGCAGAAUUUGAUCGUAAAGCGCUCAUGUCUGUUUGUCGUCAUAUCACAUAUAAAAAAUAUUCAUCGAAGCAUCUCGUCACACGAAAAUUUUGA
Adineta ricciae is the source of this 714-nucleotide messenger RNA. NCBI's taxonomy places the organism in Eukaryota, Metazoa, Rotifera, Eurotatoria, Adinetida, Adinetidae. The record is from the annotation of a GenBank genome assembly.